This is a messenger RNA of Umbelopsis ramanniana AG, 1639 nucleotides long. RefSeq lists its product as uncharacterized. The record is from RefSeq and is a predicted model, not a curated record. Bases 107 to 1414 code for a protein of 435 amino acids. Gene Ontology annotation, molecular function: hydrolase activity. The transcript is spliced from 6 exons. NCBI's taxonomy places the organism in Eukaryota, Fungi, Mucoromycota, Umbelopsidomycetes, Umbelopsidales, Umbelopsidaceae.
ACCUCCUUUUCCGCUUUAUCCCCUCCGUUCGACCCCACUUUUCAGCAAAAAACGCAAACUUCUUUAACUGGUCUCCUAUCAUUCAUACAACAGAACUAAUAUCAAUAUGGAUCACGUUCGUCAAUUUAUGCGCGGUAUGCCAAACCAAAUAUCUGUACCAACUGUCAAAAUGAUUCUCCAAAUGAAUCCUCCCACUGCUGCUCGGGCACUUAUGAAUGACUUGACUCGGCCUCUCAAGCAUCAGCUUCCUUACAUCAAGAAAGUCCAUGGCGGCGCAUGGCGAGGAGCGUGGAUUGGCGAAAACAUGCAAUCGGCUGAAAGCUAUGAAGAUGUAAAGGCCAGAGUCCAGAAAGCGGACUUGAUUAUUUUUACUAUUCACGGUGGCGGUUUUCGAAUAGGAACUUCAACAAUGUAUAUGAAGGCUUAUACAACUUGGAUUGAAAUGCUCAAAGACAACGGGAUUCAUGCCAUCAUUAUGUCAGUUAAAUACCGACUUUCACCCGAGGCUAAAUACCCAGAACCGACUGAAGAUUGCGUACGAGCCUACCAGCACCUUCGAAACUCCCUGGCGGUCCCUGGAAAUAAGAUCGUCGUUACCGGUGAUUCCGCUGGUGGAGCGCUCUUGUUUGAGACAAUGAUGGACUGCCACGCCCCAGACGUAUACGAUCAUCUUGGGGGAGACAAUGCUACGGGCGCUAUUGAAAGCAAGGGCUACCCUGAUCUUCCUGCCGCCAUGAUGCUGUCUUCACCACUGGUGACAGAAAAGUUUGAUGCACCGUCAUGGAAGGCCAACGAUAAACAUGAUAUUGUUACAACCAAGUUCGCCAAACAAGUCCUUCGUGAAUACUUUGAUCCCGAGGUAGCUCCCACGCCAGAAACCAUGAAGGUGCUAGCACUUUCCAGAAUGGAAAAAGGGUUCGAAGUUUUCUUACCAAAGAAUGUAAUCGUGUAUGUUGGAAAGAAAGAAGUCAUGCGAGACGACAUUCUAGAACUUUGCAACCGAGUCAAGAGAAACAGUACCAUCAACGUCCAAGUAGUGCAAGAAGAUCUUGUCCAUGACUGGUAUAUGAUUCGGGAUCUGGUCAAAAAGAAAUCUAUACUGGAACAAAAUGACAGAGUCUUCAUUCGGUUUAUCAAGCAAGCCUUGGAGCAGGCUCAAGGUCAUUCUAUCCGAAGCUCAGCGCAAUUCAAGGAAGUUCGCAGUCGCCAAGGAAGACAAGCUUCCAUGUCUGAAUCAUUUAUGUCUUCGUCAUCGGCCAACAGCUCGUCUGCUCAAACAGCCCUGGAAUCUUCGUUAGCCGCUGAAUCAGAGUUGCUUGAAACUCUUUCACAAGUCGGCAGCCACAAGGAUCGCAGAAGUACUUCGGAAACGCCUAUUGCGUCGCCCACCAUUCUAGGUUUAAUCACCGUUUAAUAGUAUUCCGUAAUUGUAGUAAAUACCAAGGAAUUAUAAUGCCACAGACAUGACGUUAUUAUCUUCUCUGUAUGAAUUGUUUUUGUUUGGUCUAUGCUUCUCCCUUUCGCAUGAAGCUCAACUUGGUAUUGAACCGGUUUGUUCUUCGUGAAGGAGAUGUGUAGUCUGUAAACAUGCCCAUCAACCCGUUUUAUUUUCUAUUUCAACAAUAAAGGCUGACGCGAC